Archocentrus centrarchus (flier cichlid) is the source of this 5618-nucleotide messenger RNA. RefSeq names its product myomesin 2a (gene myom2a). Bases 99 to 4631 code for a protein of 1510 amino acids. NCBI's taxonomy places the organism in Eukaryota, Metazoa, Chordata, Actinopteri, Cichliformes, Cichlidae. Gene Ontology annotation, cellular component: M band. The transcript has 38 exons. The record is from RefSeq and is a predicted model, not a curated record. Gene Ontology annotation, molecular function: protein binding. Gene Ontology annotation, biological process: sarcomere organization.
UGUUGCCAUCAGCAAGUGCUUCCCAAGUGGCACCAGGCUGCUCUGCCACUGCUUUGCGCUGUUUAAAUUUCUUGGGGUCUCCUUGAAGUGUUCCAGUCAUGGCUUCCAAAGUCAUACCUUGGUAUAAGAAGAAGCAUGUGAGCCAAGUCAAAACUGAUUAUGCUUAUCAGCACACUAAACAUGUUUCCAAGCAGCACACAGAAAGGAAAUCAAGCUCUAAAUUGCUGAGUGAGGUGCAGGCCCAGGCCACAGAGGCUAUGGCAGAACAAGCCUAUACCAUACCGGCGUUCCGACAGAGGACUGCUGAGGAGACUGAGGAAUACCAGAGAGUGAGCAAAAAUGUUGGGAGAGGACUGACCGUUAUUCAGGAAGAGCUUCACAGGAUGAGGAUCGCCACUAAGGCCCAAGUGGAAAGUCUUGAAAUUCAGAAAGAGGUUAAGGGCAUGAUGACAAAGAGGUUGGAUUUGUUGGAGGAAUUCCCUAAAAUGCCAGACUUCCUGGUGGCCCUGCGGCCACACACUGUGUGGGAGAAGACUCCUGUCAAGCUGUUCUGCACUGUGGAGGGAAACCCAAGGCCCAUUGUUAAAUGGUAUAAAGAUGGUGUGCCAGUAGACCCACUGAGCGUCCCAGGAAAGUACAAGAUUGAGAACAAGUAUGGAGUCCAUGGUUUGAUCAUUAGCAGGUGUGUUGUGAGUGAUACUGCUGAGUACUCUGCUGUGGCAACCAACCAGCAUGGCACAGCUACCAGCAAGGCUAAAGUUACUGUGAAGAGACCAGCAGGAGCCGGGGAGUCCUGCCAGCUUGGUCUAGUGCCUUAUCUGACUGAUAUCCAUGCCAGUAAGCUAGAGGUCACCCUGCUCAACCGGUUCCCAGUGUCUUUUGGUGUGGAGGGCAGCUCCAUCAGACUGGUGUGUACCAUGGUGGUUGUCCCCGAUCUCCCUAAUGUACCACCCUACGCCCAGUGGUACAGAGAUGAUAAACUGUUAAAACCAAGCAAACUGGUAGAGAUGUCAGUGGGCGGAGGCGCUGCCUCUCUUACUCUGCCUCACCUGGCCAAAGAUGACGAGGGCCUGUACACGCUUCGGAUCUUUACGAAGGAUGGCACCGCUGAGCAUAGCGCCUACUUGUUUGUCUCCGAUGCUGCUCCCUCUGCACCUGGAGUCCCCGGUGCACCAAUGAGCAUAAAGGCCUAUGACGUCAACUCAGACUAUGUCCUGGUUGCUUGGAAACCCCCAAACACCGUCAAUGAGCCGCCCAUCACCGGAUACUUUGUGGAUCGGUGUGAAGCUGGCACCGACACUUGGGUCCAGUGCAAUGAUGCCCCAGUGAAAAUCUGUAAAUACCCAGUGCAUGGCUUGAAGGUGGGCCAUUCCUACCACUUCCGGGUCAGAGCCGUGAACAGCAGCGGUAUCAGCAGGCCUUCGCGCAAGUCAGACAAAGUGACGGCCCUGGAUGCUGCAGAGAGUGAAAGACUGCAAGUGAUUAAAAUUGAAGGAAAGCACGACAUAGUGAUAAAGGAUGAUGAGCUGGAAGGCUACGUAACUAUACCAGGUGAACCCACAAAUGUGCACGCGUCCGAAAUUUUCAAGUCGUAUGUCGUGCUGAGCUGGAAGCCCCCGAGACCUCGUGGCCGCGCUCCGCUGUGGUACGUCAUCGAGAAGUGCUUAGCAGGCACUGGAGAAUGGCAGCAGAUCAACACAGCAGUCAGACUGCACUCCCCUCGUUACCCGGUUUUUGAUUUGCAAGACGGGAAAAAGUACCAGUUCCGAGUAUAUUCGGUCAACAUGUAUGGCUCCAGUGAGGCCUCCGCGCCCUCUGAGCCCAUCCAAAAGGUUGAUGAAGACGGUAUCGAGCUUCCAAUUGGUGUCCCCUCUGCUCCCGGUCAAGUUGUUGCUACUAGGAACACCAAGUCAUCCGUGUUUGUGCAGUGGGACCCCCCCAAACACCAGAAAAACCUCAUGGGAUAUUACAUCGAUGGCCGCAUCGUUGGAGCCAAGGAAUGGUUCCCCUGCAACCACAAACCCUUCAAACAUACCAGGUUUGUGGUGCAUGGCCUGAUCCCAGGGGAGAGCUACGUGUUCCGUGUGCAAGCCGUCAACCUGUUCGGCCUCAGUGAGGAGUCUCAGGAGUCCUCUCCCAUCGCCGUGGAGCCUGCCCUCGCAACUCCCAGCGCUCCCUUUGGCAUCACCAUGCUGAGCUCUGAUGGGUCCUCCAUAACUGUGGCCUGGAAGAGUCCCAAACACUGCGGUGGCUCCAAGAUCAACGCCUACUACAUUGAUAAGCGGGACGCGGAUACUUUACUCUGGAAAGAGGUCAACCUAAGUGCUGUCACGGAAAGAAUGUGCACUGUGGAAAAUCUGAAGGAGGGAACCUUUUACGAGUUCAGAGUCACAGCCGGUAACGUGGCUGGUGUCGGUCUGCCAUCAGCUGCAAGUCGUCCAAUGAAAUGUGAAGCUUGGACCAUGGAAGAGCCAGGCCCAGCCUAUGACUUGAGCUUCAGUGAGGUCAGAAGUCACUCUCUGGUCGUCCUGUGGAAGGCUCCCGUUUAUACUGGAGCGAGUGCUGUCACUGGAUACUUUGUGGACAUGGCUAAGAAGGGCUCAUCAGAGUUUGUCACUCUGAAUCAGGAAACUGUGCACCGUCAUUACCUGCAGGUGUCUGGACUGGAGGAAGGUGAAAGCUACGUGUUCAGAGUUCGUGCUGUCAAUGCACAUGGCAUCGGAAAGCCUUCCCAGCUGUCUGAGCCAGUCGUCGCUAAAGCUCUUCCAGGCACUAAGGAGAUUGUGGGUGGUGUGGACGAGGAAACCGGAGACGUCUUCCUGUCUCUUGAGGCUUGUGAGAUCUGCGAGACGUCCAAGUUUGUGUGGUCGAAGAACUACAAGCCCAUCGGUGACUGUCCCAGAGUGGCCGUCACAGCUAAAGGCAGAACCUCCAGACUUACUUUCACCAACCCCGAUAAGGAUGAUUUGGGCAGAUACUCUGUGGUCGUCACCGACACAGAUGGGGUCUCUGCCAGCCACACUCUUACUGAGGAUGCCCUGAACACCAUGCUGGAGCUGAGCUAUGCCAUCAGACAUCCAGUUGUUCCUCUGAAACACGGUCUGAACUAUGAGAUCCUGGAGAAAGGUCACGUGCGUUUCUGGCUGCAGGCUGUCAAAAUUUCACCGUCUGUGUCCUACAGAUUCAUUGUCAAUGACAAAGAAGUCACCAGUGGGGAGGGUCAUAAGAUCAGUCACGAUGUGGCGACUGGAAUCAUCCAGAUGACGGUGGAUCAUUUCACCAGAGCCAACGAGGGCACGUACACUGUUCAGAUCCACGACGGCAAGGCCAAAACCCAGAGCUCCCUGGUCCUGGUGGGAGAUGUGUUCAAGGCUGCUCUGAAGGAAGCUGAGUUUCAGAGGAAAGAGCACAUUAGGAAGCAAGGUCCACAUUUCUCUGAGUAUCUGUAUUUUACUGUCACUGAGGAUUGUACCGUUAUGCUCGUCUGCAAGACAGCCAAUGUGAAGAAGGAAACAACUUUAUACUGGUACAAAGACGAUGAGGAGAUUGUACCAGAGACUCCCCCCAAUGUCAUGUCUGGAUCCUGCGCUCUUCCCCUCCCACUGUUCUCCAGAAAAGAUCACGGUGUUUACAAAGCCAUGCUCAGUGACGACAGAGGAAAGGACACAUCUGUGUUUGACAUUUCAGGCAAAGUGUUUGAUGACAUCAUCAACGCCAUCGCCCAGAUUGCUGGUGCGUCUGCCUCUGAUCUGGUGCUGCAGUGUACUCCAGAGGGAAUCAGACUGCAGUGCUACAUGAACUACUACACAGAGGAGAUGAAAACCAUCUGGAAGCACAAGGAGAGUAAGAUCGCCUCCUCUGAGAAGAUGAGGAUUGGCGGUACAGCUGAGAUGGCCUGGAUGCAGAUCUGUGACCCGUCCGAUAAGGAGAAGGGUCAUUACGCCAUCGAGAUCUCAGACGGCAUCAAGACCCACACCCGCACGUUUGACCUCUCCGGACAAGCAUACACGGAUGCCUAUGAGGAGUACCUAAGGCUUAAGGCAGCUGCAUUUGCUGAGAAGAACCGCGGCAGAGUGGUUGGUGGUCUGCCAGAUGUGGUCACUAUUAUGGAACAGAAGUCUUUGAGCCUGACCUGCACCGUGUGGGGCGAGCCUACUCCCGAGGUCACCUGGUUCAAGAACGAGCAGGAAGUCGCCUCCACUGAGCACACCAGGGUCACGUUUGACGGUGGCAAGUUUGCCAGCCUCGUCAUUAACAAAGUCACUCCGGAAGACUCCGGGAAGUACAGCAUCAAUGUACGGAACAAGUACGGUGGCGAGUUUGUGGAGAUCACCGUCAGCGUCUACAGGCACGGAGAGCAGAUCCCCGAGCCCAAACUGGGGCAGCCCAAAACAGCCGCAGCCACGCCUGUGCCGCCAAAGUCCCCAGCUCCCCCUUCCAAGACCCCAACCCCCACUCCUUCUAAAACCCAGACCCCAGCGCCAUCGAUGAAGAGCCCAACUCCAACCCCCACAUCUACCCCGCUCUCCAAGUCUCCAACCCCGACCCCGAAGUCUCCUACUCCACCUCGCAGUGUCAAGUCUCCAACUCCACCCAGAUUCAUGAAGUCUCCGACUCCACCAAGGAAGUAGAAGGUGGUGUUAGGGGGAUUAGUGCUGGCUGUUAAGCAACACUGAUUUAUAAGCAUGGGUGUGAAACAAUGAGCUCUUACUUUAAGGUUUAUUUAGAUGUAGAUAAUGUCAAAGUCCCACUUUGGAAACUGCUGCUUACUCUGGACUACACCUUUCAGUCAGUAGGCUGUCAUUUGUCUUUAAACUGGUUGCUUCUGACACAAGAAAUAAACACAAAGAACAAUAAAAGGUCUUUGUAGAUUCAUUUUAAAGUUUUAAAAGCUGCAACCUUCCACUGUGCAGUGUCAGUGGAAUGCCUGCAACCAGCUGUGUAUGUCAAAGGAUACUUAUGCUUUAUUGCAACUUGGGUCUUAGUGCCACAACUAAAAGUAAGUCAUAUGGGCCACAAGCUGUCAGACAGUGAACUAUGUUACAAACAGAGAAGCAAAACUUUGGAGGACAAAAUAAAAGAGAAUAUUAAAAAUGACCCAAACUGUCCAUCAUAAAUACUCCACCAAAGGUAUUUAGUUUUAUACUCCAUACUUACUGUGGUUGUGUGUGCAAUGAAGGAUUAUUACCAUAACAUUUUAGGUUUCACCUCCAAUUAAGUGGUUAACCCGGAUCGGAUCCGUUACCGUGUUUCCCACAUUUAGCGCUUAAGUCAACGAGUGCGAUAUUAUAAAAACCACAGAAAUAAGAUCCACGUUGUAAUACAGCAGAAUUAUCCAUGAAACUGGAUGAUCUGGGAGUCAGAAGGUACAGACCUGGGGUAAUGUUGUCAGCACCUGGGUGAAAAUUUACCACCAAACACCAGAUUACUACGUGCUCCUUUAUUACAGCCAUUUUUCUCCCAGGUAAAUGUUAUCAUCUGGAGGUGAGCUAUCCUGUGAAUACAAAUAUUCACUUCCAGCCCUGAUCUCUGUACCCAAGAGGUUCUUCUGUCUGUGACAUGUUGUGCUUCCCUCCCCAGUGCUUUGUGAUGGCAAUAAACUUUACUUCUCAACCUCC